Loxodonta africana (African savanna elephant) is the source of this 1400-nucleotide messenger RNA. RefSeq names its product olfactory receptor 6C4-like. Gene Ontology annotation, biological process: G protein-coupled receptor signaling pathway. Bases 459 to 1400 code for a protein of 313 amino acids. Gene Ontology annotation, molecular function: G protein-coupled receptor activity; olfactory receptor activity. The record is from RefSeq and is a predicted model, not a curated record. Gene Ontology annotation, cellular component: membrane. The transcript has a single exon. Lineage: Eukaryota; Metazoa; Chordata; Mammalia; Proboscidea; Elephantidae.
UGCAUGAAAGCAUGGCAGGAAGUGGUCAGGUAAUGUAUAAAUUUUUUUUUUUUUUUUACUAUUUGGAGGCUCUUUGUAUGACAUCUCAUCUUUGAUUCACCUCUUAGAAUCAACAGAGUAAACAACCACUGUUGUCAUUCAGAUUGUGAAGAGUAUGAGUGAGCACUUUGUUUCCAGUUUCCAAAAUCACUAAUGCCAUAAUUCUGUGGAUAUGGACCUUGAAAUUAAACCACUGUGAAAUUAUGGAAGAAAAUGGAAAGCAUUUCCAAAGACCACAGGUAGGUAAAACUAGAGAAUUGCCAGAAAGACUUGGUGGUUCAUCAGCCUAGAAAACCCUAUGGGGCAGUUCUACUUUGUAAGUAGAAUUCAACUUGGCAGCACCUAAUGACAACAACCUGAGAAACUCUAGUUUUCUUCACUGAUCUCACUUUUCCCUUUAGAUCUACCAAAAGUCAACAAUGAAAAACCAGACCACAUUUACUGAAUUUAUCCUGCUGGGCCUUACAUUUCAACCUGAACUCCAAGUGGUGAUAUUCAUCUUUCUGCUACUUGCCUACAUGCUGAGUGUCCUAGGAAAUUUGGCCAUCAUCAUACUCACUGUCAUUGAUCCCCACCUCAAGACCCCAAUGUAUUUCUUUCUGCGGAAUUUCUCCUACUUAGAAGUUUCCUUCACAACCAUUUUCAUUCCCAGAUUGUUGACCAGCUUGACAACAGGAAAUAGGGUCAUCAGCUUUACUGGAUGCUUGACUCAGUAUUUUUUUGCUAUAUUCCUUGGAGCAACAGAGUUUUACCUCCUGGCCUCUAUUUCUUAUGACCACUAUGUGGCAGUCUGUAAACCCCUGCAUUACUUGACCAUCAUGAACAGCCAGGUCUGCAUACGACUCGUGUUUUGCUCCUGGAUGGCAGGAGUUCUGACUGUCUUAUCCCCAAUUAUCCUGAUAAGCCAGUUGGAUUUCUGUGCCUCCAAUGUGCUGAAUCAAUAUUACUGUGACUAUAGACCCCUCGUGGAGAUCGCCUGCUCAGACACAAGCCUCUUACAACUGAUAGUCAUCUUCUUAGCUGUUUUGACUCUGGUGGUGACUCUGGUGGUGACUCUGGUGCUGGUGAUACUUUCUUAUACACACAUUAUCAGGACCAUUCUGAGGAUCCCUUCUGCCCAGCAAAGGACAAAGGCCUUCUCCACUUGUUCCUCCCACAUGAUUGUCAUCUCUCUUUCUUAUGGCAGCUGCAUCUUUUUGUACAUUGACCCAUCAGCAAAGAAAGGAGGUAACUUUGACAAGGAAGUGUCUCUAUUGAUGACCUCAGUUAGUCCCUUGUUGAACCCCUUUAUUUACACCUUAAGGAAUCAGCAGGUAAAGCAAGCUUUCAAGAACACAGUAAAAAAGAUUGUGAAGUUUUAA